AUGGCUGCCGCGCAGUUUGGGGUCCCCCACCCCUUGUCCUCCCAGCCACGAUCCGGGGGGACUCCCGGUGUGCAGGGGGCGCAGCGCGGUCCUGGCCGCCCCCUCACCGAGACCUGCGGGGGUCGGCUGGAGGAGUCGGUGGGUGUCACCCUGUGCGAGGAGGCGAAGCCGGGGCGGGGCUUGGGGAAAGGGGCGGAGCCUGCGUGUGGAGGCCUGCGAGUAGACCCGGAGCGGGUAAAAACACUGAGUGGCGAAAGUUUUCUCGACCACAGUCCCCGACCUCCGUCAGAAAUGGGGAACGUUCAGUCGGAGCCGUCCGCAGGCGGGGGCUCCCGAAAAGAGAAGGCUUCUGACCGAGCCUCCGACUCCCGCCGGACGUCCAUGGUGGAGCCGCCCGAGGUGACCACCCCAACUCCCCGGCCAUGCCGCCUGGCUCGCGGGCUGGGCGUCUGGUUCCCUAGCAGCUCCGCGUCCCCGAGACUCCUGGUACCGCCGGAGCCCCAGGCCUCACCCUCGUCCCCGCCCCUGACCUUAGAACUACCCCUCGCCAGUGACGCCCCCCUCCAGAGGAGGCUGGCUGCGGCCGCGGUCUCCACACCACCCCCGCUCCCCAUGGGGACCCUGCUGCCCGCGCCUUCUAAGUGGCGAAAACCCACGGGCACCGCGGUUCCCCGCAUCCGCGGCCUGCUGGAGGCGAGCCAUCGCGGCCAAGGCGACCCUCCGAGCCUCCGCCCGCUGCCGCCGACCCCUCGGCAAUUAACCCAAGAGGACCCGGAACCGGUUCCGGGGACCCCAUCCCGGUCUCCUCCAUCCUUGGAGCCGCGGAAGCCGCCACCACCGCCUCCCUCUGACUGGCAACCUCCGGACCGCAGAAUCAUUCCCACUCGGGUCGCACCCUCCGCGACGCCCACAGAAAGCCAGGCCAGGGACGGCAGCGAGGGCCAGACCGCCAGCGGGGCCGGCGGAGGGGCGCCUGCUGAAGUGGCCGAGGAAGAGAGAACUCGGCCACGGCCGUUGGCCUCCGAGUCCGGACUGAGCCUGCCGUGUAAAGUCACCUUCAAGACCGGCCCCCCCUUGCCCCCUGCUGCUGCCUCGGGUUCCUUGGCCGUCAAAGCUUCGCUCGGGGACAGCGGAGGCGGAGGACCCUUCCCCGCCGCCUCCGGCGCCAUCUCUUACGCUGAGGUCCUGAAACAGGGGCCCCUGGCUCCUGGGGCCACUCGCCCCUAUGGAGAGGCCCCUCGAGGGACUCAGGAAGCGGGAUGGCGGGUGGAUGGAGACGGCGAGGGGUGUUCUGGUCCGCCCUCGGCGCCUGCGUCCCACGCUCGGGCCCUACCGCCACCACCUUACACCACCUUCCCAGGCUCGAAGCCCAAAUUCGACUGGGUGAGCCCUCCCGAUGGCCCUGAACGCCACUUUCGCUUCAACGGGGCUGGCGGAGGCGUCGGGGUGCCCAGACGGCGCGCAGCUGCCCUCUCCGGACCCUGGGGCUCUCCGCCGCCGCCGCGGGGGCAGACGCACCCAGCUCCCGGGCCCCGGAGGCCUGCACCCGCGCUGCUGGCGCCGCCGACGUUCAUCUUCCCGGCGCCUACCAAUGGCGAGCCGCGCCGUCGCGGGCCUGCCGGCCCGCAGGAGUUGCAGCCGCGGCCGCCCACGCCGCCACCCCCGCCUCCGCCCACUCCGCAGCCGCCGGCGCUCCUGCCAACACCGCCCCCUGUGGCGCUCCUGCCCACCCCAGGCCCGGGUCUGGUGGAGUGCGCGCUGGCUCUCGCCCCGGCCUCGCCUCCGCCCCCAGUCUUGGCCGCAGACCAGGCCCCAGUCCCGGCCACGGCCCUGGCCCCCGCCCCGGCCCCGGCCCCGGCGCAGCCGUCCGUGCCAGCGCCGGCGCCCGCUCCCAUCAAGGCCCGCACGCGCAGGAACAAGGGUUCCCGCGCCGCCCGGGGCGCGGCCCGUGAAGAUCGCGCGCCUGGAGAUGGUCCCCGUGAACCGACCACGGCCAUAGUGCCUGAGGGCGAUGUAGGGGGUGGUGGUGGUGGGGCCCCUCUGGCAGGGGCAGCUAACACCGGCGCUGCGCGCCACUGGCCGCCCUUCCAGGUGCUUAACUCUUGUCCCUGCAAGUGUUACUGCCGCCACCAGCCACGCCAUCGCCGCCUGCCACGCAACGUGUCUGCCUGGCUGAGCACACCCACCAACCACCUGAGCGAGCCGCCCUGGGUGGCCACCAUCAAGCUGGCUGGCUCCUUGGUAGCUGGGCUGGACCACUAUGACCUACAGGCCACCCAUUCCAACUGAGUGCAGCUGGUUCACCACCCUCUUUC
Choloepus didactylus (southern two-toed sloth) is the source of this 2315-nucleotide messenger RNA. It is a transcript of the gene GGN, whose product is annotated as gametogenetin. The record is from RefSeq and is a predicted model, not a curated record. Gene Ontology annotation, biological process: gamete generation; double-strand break repair. NCBI's taxonomy places the organism in Eukaryota, Metazoa, Chordata, Mammalia, Pilosa, Megalonychidae. Gene Ontology annotation, molecular function: ubiquitin protein ligase binding.